AUGCUAGAGGGCAUUCGAGGUUACAUGAUGGUUCGGAUGAGGAAGAUGCAUCGAAAGUAUGAAAGGCUUCGGAACUUGAUAUGUCCACAGGCAAGAAGCAUCAUAGCCGAAGAGGAUGUCAAGGCAAGAAAGUGCCUUGCUCGUGCUAGCACCAAUGACAGAGUUGAAGUCCGUAUUGGGGCAGCAGGAUUCGUGGUUGAUUUGGGCAGCCGUGAUUGUACCUGCGGGGCUUGGCAACUAUCUGGGAUCCCAUGCUGCCAUGCUCAAUCGGCCAUGGGCUUAAUGAGGCUGAAUGUGGAAGAUUAUGUGCAUGAAUGCUACCUCGUGACCACAGCUAGAAAGGUUUAUGCACAUGGAAUGCCGUGUAUGAGUGGACCACAAACUUGGCCUAGUGCUGAAGGAUAUCCUGUAUACCCGCCGAUUCAGAAGGCAAUGCCGGGGCGUCCUAAGAAGAAAAGAAGAAAGGAGGCGGCUGAACUCGAGGUUCGAGUGCAUAAGAAUGGUUCUGGACAGCCAAUUGGGAGAGAAGGAAUGGUGAUGCAUUGCAGUAAGUGUCGAGGGACUGGACAUAAUGCUAGGAAGUGUCCCAAUCCACCAUUUGUUCCAAGUGAACUAGUUAUGGAAAACGUCCAAGGUAGGGGAACACGAGGGAGAGGGACACGAGGGAGAGGGACACGAGGGAGAGGACGGGGGCAGCAAGGUGGUUCGAAUGAAGGAGGGAGAGGGCAGCCAAUGGAAUCCCAAAACGAAGCAAGCAAACCAAAGAGGGCCAUCCAUUGUGGAAAGUGUAAACAGCCUGGACAUAAUGCUAGGAAGUGUCCACUGAACAUGGGAAUUCAGUUUCCGAGGGCGGAGAAUGCUGGAAUUCGUAGUUCUGCAGAAGCUGUAGGUACCCAACCAACUGAAAUUGAUGCGACACAGGGACCAACAACUCAGCCUCAGUAG
Messenger RNA from Linum trigynum, 945 nucleotides. Lineage: Eukaryota; Viridiplantae; Streptophyta; Magnoliopsida; Malpighiales; Linaceae. The record is from the annotation of a GenBank genome assembly.